GUAAAAAUAAUCAACAAACUUGAAAAAUAACCACCAAGGAAACAUGGGAAAAUAUCUCGAUUUAUCGAAGUAUAUUUGAAGAACAAGAAAAUGCAUUUGAAUAAUUUCAUGUCAAGUUUUACGCAAGCGCGGCAAAUAGUUUACAAGGGUUCUUAUAAUGUCUAAAGCUUUAGUAUCAUUUUGUAUGCGAAAGAAUAAUAAUGUCUUCUAAAACAAAACGAAAUUCAAUAAAAUUCAAUAAUAGUGACUAUGUUAUUAAUUCAUGUAAACCAUUGGCAUUAUGUGUUGGUCUUUGGCCAAUUAAUUAUAAACAUUCACAAAUAAGAAAAAUAAUUAGUAUUAUUUUAAAUAUUAUUGCAAUUUUAUUAAUACUACAACGAUUUUUAUUUACAGUUAUUUUUUCAACUUUUGUACUAAAAAGUAUAACUCUAAGAAUAGCAAUUUCAGCACCCGCAUGUUAUCAUAUUUGUAAUCUCAUUAAAUAUAUAGUAAUUUUAUUUCGAAUUGAAAAAAUUGAAAAAUGUUUAAAAAUUAUGAAAGAAGAUUGGCGUUAUAUUGAAAAUAAUGAGCAACAUGAAGUGAUGAUAAAUAAUGCUAAAACUGGACGUUAUAUAAUUUUUAUUUGUACUUCCAUUAUUUUUCUUAGUGGAUUGGGAUAUAAUAUUCUAGCACCAUUAUUGAGCCAUUCAAUUGUAACACAUAGAAAUAUUACAGUUAAACCAUUUCCAUCGCCAGUAUAUGGAAAAUUUUUUACAAGUGGUCAAAGUCCUAUUUAUGAAAUUAUUUUUGCUGUACAACUUGUGACGGCUUUUUUCUUAUAUAGUGUUACAGCUGUUGCAAUUAGUUAUAUUGCAAUUUUAACAAUGCACGCAUGCAGUCAAUUUGACAUUGUUAUGAUUUAUUUAAAUAAACUUAUUGACAUUCAAGAUAAAGAAAAAACAGUUCAUAAAAAAUUUGUUAUUAUUGUCAAUACACAUCAUCGCGUUGUGAGUUUUGUUGCUAAAUUAGAAGAUGCAUUCACAGAAAUAUGUUUUAUUGAUAUGGCAUUGUGUUCAAUCGGUUUGUGUUUGUUGGGAUAUGUAAUAAUUUUGUUUGCAAAACAGUCUAAUUAUGUAACCGCAAUGUCGUUUGUUAUUCAUUUUACAUCGCUUCUAUUCAACAUUUUUAUUUACUGUUAUAUCGGAGAAAUGCUUCUUCAUAAGGCCACAAAAGUUAGAGAAACUUGUUGUACGAUUAGUUGGCAUCUUUUGCCACAUGAAACAUCAAAAAAUUUUAUAUUUUUCCUCCAAAGUACACAAACAUCUACUCAUAUUACAGCUGGGAAAGUUAUUACUUUGUCUUUUACAACAUUUAGUUCUGUCAUCAGAUCAGCAGGUGCAUAUUGCAACGCGCUUUGGAAUAUGAACAAAUAGAACAAAUUUAAAAUUCAAAAACUAUGACGAAGGAAAUGAAUGAAAAUUAUUUAUAUAAAUAUUAUAUAAAUAUUUAUUUAUCAUGUGUGUUAAAAAAAAAAAAUUAGUAAAAAUUGUGAUGUUCUAUAAAAAAUGAUAAAGUAAAUAUAUUAUAUUUUAUGUAAAAAAUGGUUUAAUGGAAAAUAAUAUGUAUCCUUGUAAAAAGAAAUUAAUUUAAAAAAAAAAAAAAAAAUUUUCUAAUUUUAUUUAU
Leptopilina boulardi is the source of this 1662-nucleotide messenger RNA. RefSeq names its product odorant receptor Or1-like. Gene Ontology annotation, cellular component: plasma membrane. Bases 201 to 1412 code for a protein of 403 amino acids. Gene Ontology annotation, biological process: sensory perception of smell; detection of chemical stimulus involved in sensory perception of smell. The record is from RefSeq and is a predicted model, not a curated record. Lineage: Eukaryota; Metazoa; Arthropoda; Insecta; Hymenoptera; Figitidae. Gene Ontology annotation, molecular function: odorant binding; olfactory receptor activity. The transcript has 5 exons.